AACACAGCCAGCGAAUUCGCUGGAGCACAUGAAAUCGCUGUGUCGCUAGGACAAAAUUUUCAAAAUGGCGUCACUAGAAGAAGCACUUAUAAAUUCUUUUCGCGCGUAUCCUGCUCUUUACGACAUAUCUUUAAAAGACUAUAAAGAUGAAAAAUUGAAGGCAAAUAUCUGGCAAAAGAUAGCCGAAGAAAUGCGUGCAAUCGGUUUUGAUUUCUCAGGUAAAUCGUCAUUUCGCAAAACAUGUUUUCUUAUCUCACAAUAUUUUUUGUCAGUAUCGUCUGACCCAGUCAAAUAAAUGUUUAUUUUUCUCUUAUUAAGCAAACGAACUAAAAGGUAAAAUGAAGAAUUUGCGAGACACAUAUAGGCGAUGCAAAAAGAAGCAUGAUGCAGCUAUCAAAUCUGGUGCUCCUGCUUCCUCAACACCAAACUGGGAGUUUUGGUCUAUUAUGACCUGGCUGGAUGAUUACGCAAAACGACGCCAGACAAUCUCGAAUGUUGUUAUCCCUGUGGAAGACCAACUUACGUCUUCUCAAAUCCAGGAAGACUCUGAGGAGAUAGCUGAGAGUGUGCUUGCUGACAGUCCAUCAAGCCAAUCAACAAAUUUGUCCAGCACAUUUGAAAUUGUACGAUGCAAGAAGAGGAAGGCUGAAGACAUGUCACCAUAUCAAACAAAGUUGAUUGGGUAUCUAGAAACUCUUCACAAAAAACAAGUUAAAGAGCCAGAGAGUCAAGAUGAAUAUGACUUUUUCGUAUUUCCCGCUAAAAUUCUCUCUAGGGGGACUGGUACGUGCUUAAAAUCAAGUCGCUUUGCCUGUUGCGCUAGCGACAGUGUGUCUGUUAUCAUUUUUCGUGUCGCUUCUAUGGCGCGCCAAAAUGGACAAUAUUACCAAAAUCGAAAAUAUUUAUAACGAAACACAUUAUCGUAUGUCGAAAACAAUA
Molecule: messenger RNA, 939 nt
Organism: Xenia sp. Carnegie-2017
Lineage: Eukaryota; Metazoa; Cnidaria; Anthozoa; Malacalcyonacea; Xeniidae
Exons: 2
Coding region: 339-908 (189 amino acids)
Source: RefSeq, a predicted model, not a curated record